AACUCCUCCCACCCACCCCUCCAAGCUCACAACCCCAUCAUCUUCCUGUGAACGGCCAUCAUGUCGUUCUUCAAGAAGCUCACCGACGAGUUCAAGGAGCUCAAAGCCAACUUCGAAGACAAGCCGAAGGAGGAGAAGAACAAGGAGGAAAAGAAGACCGACUCCAAGCCUGCCGAUGGCACACAGGAAGGCGCCACUCGUGAAGGUGGUUACGGUGGACCUGGCUAUGCCGACCAGUCGCAGCAUCCCGGCUACCAGCAGCCAUCGUAUGGUCAGCCACCACAGCAGUACGGAUCAUAUCCUGCUCCUCCACCGCAGCACUCAGCUCCGCCAGGCCAGCCGCCUCUUCCUCCGGGAUGGAUGGCACAGUUCGACCAGAACAGCCAGAAGUGGUACUACGUAGAGCAAGCCACUGGUCGCACUCAGUGGGAGCCACCUGCUCACCAGUACCAGCAAGGCGGCUACGGUGCUCCCCCGCCUCCGCAAGGCAGCUAUCAGUCUGGUCCACCUCCCGGCGGCUACUCUGGCGAGCGCGGUCAUGGCGAGGCUGGUGGCUUCUACAACCAGUACGGCGGUGCCAUGCCUGCCCAAGGCCAAAGCGAUUACCAGCACCAGCAGAAUGCCCAGCAAUACUACGGCGAUGCUGAGAAUGCCGAGAAGAAGGGAGAGAAGAAAGACAAGGACAAGGACAAGGACAAGAAGAAGGACAAGGACAAUGGCACUCGUAACAUGCUUCUUGCCGGCGCCGGUGGUCUUGCCGUCGGAGGUAUCGCAGGUGCCAUGAUUGCUCAUGACAGCGAUAGCGACGACGAGUACCGCUCCACUGCUCCAGCCCCAUCAUACGCCGCUGCCCCAGCGACCGCUGCCAUGGCUCCGGCUGCUGCAGCUCCUUACGCAAGCGACCCAUACGCAAGCGAUCCAUACGCUGCGUCUUCGGCUGGUUACGGCGCACCUUACGGCGAUCCAGCCAUGGCUCCGCCACCUGCUCACGACAGCGAUGCCGAUUCCCUUCGCGAAGCCCAGCAAAAUUACAACGAGGCCGUCAAGGCUGCUGCUGAUUCGGAUGCCAGCAGUUCGGAACUCGAGGAGCUGCAGGAGGCUCGCGAAGAAUUGGAAGAGGCGCGCGAGGACUAUUACGAGGACUAACCCGAGCUCGUUUGAUGGAAGCACGCUCAAUGACGAGAAUCCCUUCCAUCCAACGGCUUGUCGGAGUAGAACUGUAGCUCGACCUUGCUCAGUGUCUCCACUUCUCCACGGCAUCAUUCUUGCAUGAUGACGAUUAAGCGAUAGCGAGAACUCAGCACAUUGCUGAGAUCCACAAUACCAAGUCCAAAUCAAUGAUGACAGCAAGUGAGCGUUUGCUGCAUGAUGAACUG
Molecule: messenger RNA, 1376 nt
Organism: Pseudocercospora fijiensis CIRAD86
Lineage: Eukaryota; Fungi; Ascomycota; Dothideomycetes; Mycosphaerellales; Mycosphaerellaceae
Exons: 3
Coding region: 61-1146 (361 amino acids)
Molecular function (GO): protein binding
Source: RefSeq, a predicted model, not a curated record